GACCGAUUCAGGAAGUGACCAGCCCAUUUCUGCAAAUAUUAUCAAUUUCCUCUAUUUAUUCGUCAAAAGCAACGAAGUUGAUGCCGAUUUGACUCAACCAUGAGUGACGACCAUUUUGCGGCCUACCAUUCCAACCUGAGCGCCCGAAGCUCAGCGUGUAAGGUGGCACUGUUGCCAUUGAACACAAAAUACAAGGGACCUGCACCUCCUGGUGAUGGCAGCACUGAUGUGAUAGAUGAAGCACUGACUUACUUCAAGGCGAAUGUCUUCUUCAAAACUUUUGAAAUAAAGGGUGAAGCUGAUAGGACUCUGAUCUACGUUACACUCUACAUCACAGAGUGUUUGAAGAAAUUACAAAAGUGUAACAACCGAAAUGAUGGCAAUAAGGAGAUGUAUUCAUUAGCAAUCUCUAGAUUUGCUCUCCCUGGCGAGGCUGGCUUUCCUCUCAAUGCUUUAUACGGCCGACCUGCUGACAGAAAUGAGGAAGAAACAAUGAGGACGUACCUGCUUCAACUCCGACAAGAAACUGGCGAGCGCGUACUUGACAAGGUGUUUGAAAAACCUAAUGAAAAACCAAGCAAGUGGUGGAUGUGCUUUGUAAAAAGGAAAUUUAUGGACAAGAGUUUAUCAGCACCAGGACAGUAAGAAGGACUUGGUUCAGAACAAUAUUCGCUCGUUUCACAAGCUACAAACUGAAGAAAUAUAGAGGACUUGUCACAAAAAUAUUGGAGUACAUCGAAAGAAAUGUUGAUCAGUGAAUGCAACAAAUUGUGCUCUCUUUGUCCUGCUCUGAAGAACUGCUUGCAAUGUGACUUGAGAUCAUGUAAGGUCUGUAGUGAUACCCUGAACUUGCUAUCUGUAACAGUUGUGUGAGAGGACAUGCAUUGUGUGCGUACACAGUGGGUAAAAGUGUCCGUUUACCUUCACAAAAGAAACACGGUCCCUUCCUUCAAUUCUAGUUCUAGUGCUUUUGGGGUAUAGUACUUUUGUCUACUUGUGUUGUGUCCUCAUUUCCUCUUGAGGUGAGCACAUACUUUUUGAAGGUUAACUGAUACUUUUAUCCAAAAGACUGUGAGGCAUCAAUCUCUCAUCACGUAUCUGUUUGCUGUCCUACCUAUAUUUCUAUUUGGAGGCCUUGAGUUUAGGAGGUCAGGCUGGCUUGGCAUUGGUGCUAUAAAUAGACAUGUUCUGAUAUGUGGUAGAGGUUUGUAGCUUUGUGAAAUGGGACGUCUUUGAAAUUACGAUCUAGAGGCAUUCCAAAUCAGCCAGUUGAAACUUUAAUUUUUGAUGAAUGAGUUGGCCUUACUUUUAUCUCCUGUAUACCUAGCAGUUCGUACAACUGACCUAAAAGGAAAUACCCAUGGCUAGCAUGUUGAUACUUAAUGCUUUUGAACAUUGUGCUAACUUGCUUUGAUCAUUGAGGUUUCCUUGGUUCGGACAGAUUAGCCCAGACAACUAAUUCAGGUUCACUUCGAGUUGAUAUAAUUACACAACAUGUAUGUUACAAGAAUCACACAUAAUUUACACAUCUGGAUCAUUUCAUUGAAAAUGCUAUGAUCUCUAGAUUGAUUCAGACAGAGCAUUUUGAUUGCAAUGAUUCCGAGUACAUCUGAAUUCUCUUCUAAAGUAUUGUAAGAGUACAUGUAUCUGUAUCUGCCAGUUUAUGUGGGCAGACAGUUUUUAUUAAAAACAAAUCUAUAACACCA
Molecule: messenger RNA, 1706 nt
Organism: Lineus longissimus
Lineage: Eukaryota; Metazoa; Nemertea; Pilidiophora; Heteronemertea; Lineidae
Product: actin-related protein 2/3 complex subunit 3-like
Exons: 8
Coding region: 100-645 (181 amino acids)
Biological process (GO): regulation of actin filament polymerization; Arp2/3 complex-mediated actin nucleation
Cellular component (GO): Arp2/3 protein complex; cytoskeleton
Molecular function (GO): actin filament binding
Source: RefSeq, a predicted model, not a curated record